AUGGAGGCCGGCAACGGGCAGAUCCACCGCAGCGACGAGCGGGAGGAGAUGAAGCUCAUCAUCGACACAGAUCCCGGCAUCGAUGACAGCGUGGCGAUCAUGAUGGCGUUCCAGUUGCCGGGCGUACAAGUCCUAGGGCUCACCACCAUUUUCGGCAACUGCACCACGGAGCACGCCACACGCAACGCCUUGAUCCUGUGCGAGAAGGCAGGCCAUCCAGAGGUUCCAGUAGCAGAGGGCAGCCAUGAGCCUCUCAAGGGAGGAAAGCCAGAUGUUGCCGACUUUGUUCAUGGAUCUGAAGGCCUCGGGAAUAUAGAGCUUCCCGAUCCCACUAUCAAGAAAGUUGAGGAAAGCGCUGCUGAGUUCUUGGUGGAUAAAGUCUCGCAGUUUCCUGGAGAGGUCUCUGUGCUUGCCUUGGGUCCUCUGACAAACGUAGCAUUGGCCAUCAAGAAGGAUCCAUCCUUUGUGAAAAAUGUUAAGAAGAUUGUUGUGUUGGGUGGAUCAUUUUUUUCAGCUGGAAAUGCCACCCCUUCGGCUGAAGCAAAUAUCCACCACGACCCGGAGGCAGCCGAUAUAGUUUUCACUUCUGGGGCAGACAUCUACGUGGUUGGCCUCAACAUCACGACGCAAGUUAGCUUCAGAGAUAAGGAUCUCCUGGAGCUAAGAAACUCAAAAGGGAAGCACGCACAGUUCUUAUGCGACGUAUGCAAGUUCUACUUGGACUGGCACAUCAAGUCUUAUGGUGCUCCUGUGAUUUUCCUCCAUGAUCCGGUGAGCUUUGCCGCGCUAGUUCGUCCAGAGAUGUUCACGUUCAAGAAGGGUGUGGUGAGGGUGGAGACACAGGGCAUCUGCGUCGGGCAUACUUCCAUGGACAUGUUACUGAAGAAGUGGAAUUCAGAGAACCCGUGGACUGGCUACUCACCUAUUUCGGUCGCAUGGACGGUCGAUGUGCCCAAGGUGGUCGCGUUUGUGAAGGAGCUCGUCAUCAAACAGUGA
Molecule: messenger RNA, 996 nt
Organism: Miscanthus lutarioriparius
Lineage: Eukaryota; Viridiplantae; Streptophyta; Magnoliopsida; Poales; Poaceae
Source: the annotation of a GenBank genome assembly